Coffea eugenioides is the source of this 1943-nucleotide messenger RNA. RefSeq names its product RNA polymerase sigma factor sigF, chloroplastic. Gene Ontology annotation, biological process: regulation of DNA-templated transcription; DNA-templated transcription initiation. Gene Ontology annotation, molecular function: DNA-binding transcription factor activity. The record is from RefSeq and is a predicted model, not a curated record. The transcript is spliced from 9 exons. Lineage: Eukaryota; Viridiplantae; Streptophyta; Magnoliopsida; Gentianales; Rubiaceae. Bases 206 to 1876 code for a protein of 556 amino acids.
CCUAAAACCCCACCGCCUCUACUCCGCUAGAAGGUCUCUCAUGUUUUAUCUUCAAUUCUCUGAUGUUCUUUUGGACAUGACCUUAUCUUCGAAAGCGCACUCUCAUAAUACAACACUCAGUCGCUCUUCUGAGUUGAAGCAGAACACUGGCAUGAUUAUAUAUGCAUAAUAGAUGUAUGUAUAUUUGUGUGUGUGAAUAUCAACAAUGGAGGCAGCAAGGAACUUCCUUUCUUCACCUCCAACAUUUUCUUCAAGAACCCACCUCAAGAAUUUCCCGUCUUCUUCUUCAACUUCCUCUUCUGUCUCAGUGCUUCGGGAAAAAGUAGCUCCUCUGCUCACCCGCAUGCCUGCUGUUACUGUAGCUUGUUAUUUUGCUACCUCAACUCAUAUUUCAGAGCAACAUGAGGAAAGCGGGCCAUCGCUUCGCCUGAUGAAGUACGAUAGAAUGUCUCAGGCAACACUAGAUAGGAGGCUUAUUGAUGCUGCACCAUCUGCAAAUCAAGGGAGUGACACUGAUGAUCCCAAUCAUCUUAAAAGCAAUUCUCAUGUAAAAUUACUUCAGUUGCCCGGCUUGUGGUACUUAUUUCAAUCCUUAGACGCACGGCAGUCUGUUCCUAGUAAACCCGACGAUUUUAUUGAUGUUGAAGCAGAAAAUGUAGUUGCCCUUGCCAAAAAUGCUUUGUCUGCAUCAAGAGAAGCAGCCUUAUUAGCUGAAAAUUCCAAAUUAUUUGGAGCUAGUGUAGAUGACACUCUGAGUCCGAGUUUGCUUUCUGCUUUGACUGACAUUCCGCUGGAGAAAAAAACAGUACACUCAACACGUCUUCUGCAGAGACAACCCAAAAAAAGUAGGGUGCCAAAGCCAAAAGUUGAGGUUGAGGACACCAGACCUCCUGUAAGGCCAAAUCUACAGAGAAAAGCUUUUGAUCUCAUUGAUCCUCUACGGGUUUUCUUGUCUGGUCCUGAAACAAAACUUUUGACUGUAGAUGAAGAAUCUGAAUUGAUUGGGAAGAUACAGGAUUGGAUGAAACUAGAGGAAGUAAAGAGUAGGCUUCAGAGUCAAUUUAAUCGUGAACCAACUUUGGUUGAAUGGGCAGAAGCUGCUGGUCUAAGUUGUCGAGCCUUGCAGACACAACUUCACUCCGGUAAUAGGAGCCGCGAGAAACUGAUAUAUGCCAAUCACCGCAUGGUGGUUCAUAUUGCCAGACAGUACAUGGGACGUGGUCUCAGCGUUCAGGAUCUAUUGCAGGUGGGUAACAUGGGUCUCAUGAGGAGUAUUGAGAAAUUUAAACCCCAAGUAGGUUGCCGAUUUGCAACUUAUGCCUAUUGGUGGAUAAGGCAAGCUAUUAGGAAGGCCAUUUUUCAGCAUUCUAGGACAAUCCGUUUGCCAGACAAUGUGUAUGGCCUUCUUUCGAAGGUAAAGGAAGCAAAGAAACUUUGCAUUCAACAAGGUAUUCAUAGUCCUACAAAAGAAGAGAUUGCAUCAUGUGCUGGAAUUACAGUUGAGAAGUUGGAAAAAUUGCUGUUUACUGCAAGAAUGCCACUGUCUAUGCAACAGCCUGUGUGGAUGGAUCAAGAUACAACUUUCCAGGAAGUCACUGCUGACACAGCAAUUGAGGCCUCAGACUUGAGUGUGUCAAAGCAACUUAUGAGGAUCCAUAUUCGGAAUCUACUUCGCAUUCUAAAUCCAAAAGAGAGAAAAAUCAUCAGGCUUAGAUUUGGCAUUGAAGAUGGCAAACAGAAAUCACUAUCUGAAAUUGGUGCAGUUUUUGGAUUGUCUAAAGAGAGAGUUCGGCAGCUAGAAACUCGAGCACUGUACAAGCUCAAGCAGUGUCUUAGUAGUCAAGGGUUAAAUGCGUAUGCGGAUAUGCUUCUUUAGAUUACGCUAUGUUCAAAUUCUCUAGCUAAAAUUUGUUGUAAAGUGAAGAAAAGUGAGUAAGCUCUUA